Molecule: messenger RNA, 1413 nt
Organism: Geodia barretti
Lineage: Eukaryota; Metazoa; Porifera; Demospongiae; Tetractinellida; Geodiidae
Source: the annotation of a GenBank genome assembly
AUGUGUGUGCGGAAACCCGGGGACUCUGCCACGGCGUCUCUCCAGUCCCACGUCCACUCUACCGCCGGGACCACGUCUGCCACGGCCACCGUCCAGAUCAAGACGAGGAAACAGAAGAACUCGGGCCUCAAGGCCUUCAAGAGAGGCAGCAAAAGUGACGCGGAGCGCGUUCUGACUACCGAGUUGUCCUACUCCCAUCCUCAGCCACCGCCCGCCUCGCGCGUGGCGCCUCCGGUCUCUUCUCACACGUCCACCACCGCAGCGGGCGCUCGCGUGACGGCCUCCUCCGCGCCAGCCGCGGCCAAAGUGAGAGACGAUCCAGAAGGCCACCUCAUAUACACCAGAGGAGAUCGACUCGAGACGAGAUAUGAGAUACUGAGAACACUUGGAGAAGGCACAUUUGGCAAAGUUACAUGCAGUUUAGACAGAUUGACAGGAAAGCAGGUAGCAGUAAAGAUUAUCAAGAACGUACCAAAGUACAGAGCGGCAGCAAAGAUCGAGAUACGAGUUCUGGAGCAGAUCAGGGACAUGCAGCUUGACGGACAAGAUAUCUGUGUUCAGAUGCUGGACUGGUUCGACUUUUGUGGCCACAUAUGCCUCACAUUUGACAUGCUGGGACUCAGCGUGUUCGACUUCCUCAAGGACAACCAGUACCAUCCCUACCCUCUCUUCCAGGUCCGCCACAUUGCCUACCAGGUCAUCAAGGCCGUCAGAUAUCUUCACCGAACAAGACUCACACACACAGACCUGAAACCAGAGAACAUUCUUUUCGUCUCCUCCGAUUUUGACAUCUACUACGAUGCAAGAAAAAAACAAGACAUCCGAGUGGUGAAGAACUCAGAUAUUCGACUGAUUGACUUUGGGUCUGCCACAUUCGACGAUGAGCACCACAGUACGGUCGUCUCCACCAGACACUACCGCUCUCCAGAGGUCAUUCUAGAGCUGGGGUGGAGCCAUCCAUGUGACAUGUGGAGCAUCGGCUGCAUCUUGUUUGAACUGUACCGAGGCCACACCCUCUUCCAGACUCAUGAUAACCUGGAGCACCUCGCCAUGAUGGAGGCUAUUCUAGGCCCUCUCCCUACAAAGUUCAUCAGAGAGACGAGAAAGACCAAGUAUUUCUGGCACGGCCAGUUAGACUGGGAUCCUGACUCACCUGAUGCCAGAUACGUCAGGGAGCUCAGAAAACUAAAGCGGUACAUGAUCACAGCUGACCCGGAGCACGAGCAGCUGUUUGACCUCAUCCAGCAAAUGCUCAUCUACGAGCCUCGCAAGAGACUCACGUCACAAGAAGCCCUCAAGCAUCCAUUCUUCUAUCCCUACACCAACUCCUCCUCACAGCACCCCACACAACACUCCACACAGAGCAAGAGAAGUCUCUCCAGCCAGAGCUCCUCCAGUAGCGAAACAGAGUGA